AUGGCAUCAUGGCUCGCGCACGCCCGCCGCAUCAACCGGCACAACCUCGCAACCUUCCGUCGCGCGCCUCUCGCCGAGAUAUCAGGGUCUCUGGGCGACCUCGGGACGCUUCUGCCUCUCAUGAUUGCCCUUGCCGUCCAGAACUCGAUUGACCUGGGCUCGACGCUCGUCUUCUCGGGCAUCUUCAACAUCCUCACCGGCUUGGCGUUUGGCAUCCCGUUGCCGGUGCAGCCCAUGAAGGCCAUAGCAUCGGCAGCCAUUUCAGGCCGCCAGGACCCUGCCAUGGGCGUCGUUGUCGCCGCCGGCCAGUGGGUUGGCGCCGCUGUGCUCGUCAUGAGCGUCACCGGCCUUUUGCGCCGGGCCGUCACCGCUGUGCCCGUCCCCGUCGUCAAAGGCAUCCAGCUCGGCGCCGGCCUGUCCCUGAUCAUCGGAGCCGGCUCGUCCCUUGUGCGGCCCCUGCACUGGCUCCACCCGGCCCUGGACAAUCGGCUCUGGGCUCUCUUCGCCUUCCUUGCGCUCAUCGCCACGCAGCGUCUGCCCCGUUUCCCAUAUGCCUUGUUCUUCUUCGCCUUGGCCUUGGUAUUCUCCCUAGUCCAGGUGCUCGUGUCUCACCAUAGUCUGCCUGGCUUUCAUGUCUGGCACCCUCGCUUUAUGUUGCCCACUUGGCUUGGCGUUCGUGACGCCCCGGCCCUGUGGAUGGCCAUCGGGCAGCUGCCCUUGACCACACUCAACUCCAUCAUUGCCGUCAGCGCCCUGGCCAGCGAUCUUCUCCCCGAGCUGCCUUGCCCUUCCGUCACUUCGAUUGGCAUUAGCGUCGCCUUGAUGAAUCUUAGCGGCACCUGGUUCGGAGCCAUGCCCGUGUGCCAUGGUGCAGGGGGACUCGCGGCGCAAUACCGCUUUGGCGCCCGCAGCGGUGCGAGCGUCAUCUUUCUUGGCGUCAUCAAGCUCGUCCUGGGCCUCGCGUUCGGAGAGACGCUCGUUGACCUGCUAAAGCAGUACCCCAAGAGCUUGCUGGGCAUCAUGGUCCUCGCCGCCGGCCUCGAGCUGGCCAAGGUCGGCCACUCCCUCAACCAGGGAGCUCCCGAUCUGUGGCAGCAGUCUGCGAGCCAGGACAGCCCCUCGAUCGCGAGAAGUCAUCGUAGCUUGACUGACGAGGAACGUCUAGAAAGAUGGACGGUGAUGCUCAUGACCACUGCCGGCAUCCUGGCCUUCCACAACGAUGCCAUUGGUUUUCUGGCCGGGAUGCUGUGCCACGGGGCUUACAGUGAAGCGAGUCUUUCGCUCCCUGCCAUUACACCAUUAACCUACGACUAG
Hirsutella rhossiliensis is the source of this 1314-nucleotide messenger RNA. Its product is annotated as molybdate transporter of MFS superfamily domain-containing protein. The record is from RefSeq and is a predicted model, not a curated record. NCBI's taxonomy places the organism in Eukaryota, Fungi, Ascomycota, Sordariomycetes, Hypocreales, Ophiocordycipitaceae. Gene Ontology annotation, molecular function: molybdate ion transmembrane transporter activity. The transcript is spliced from 3 exons. Gene Ontology annotation, biological process: molybdate ion transport. The coding region runs from base 1 to 1314 and encodes 437 amino acids.